CUCAGUACGCGGGCAACUUCGCGGCGUGCCGACCGACCGGCUGCCGACGGCCGACCAGUCCCGUCAGUCGAAAUGAAGAUGGCCGCCGAGGUGAGGUGGCUCCUCGUUUUUCUCGUGUCAUGCGGCGUAUUGUCAUGCCGCGGCGAGGCGCCGCAUCGGAAAUUCGAAUACAAGUACUCGUUCAAGCCACCGUACCUCGCACAAAAGGACGGCAGUGUACCGUUCUGGGAAUACGGCGGAAAUGCCAUUGCUAGUUCAGAAAAUGUUAGAGUAGCACCAUCACUUAGAAGUCAAAAAGGUGCAAUAUGGGUGAAACAGCCAACAACUUUCGACUGGUGGGAGGUAGAAAUAGUAUUCCGAAUAAGUGGACGUGGAAGGAUAGGGGCGGACGGUUUGGCAUUCUGGUACACAAGCAACAAAGGACACUACAACGGUUCCGUUUUUGGUAGCUCGGAUCUUUGGACGGGUCUAGGAAUUUUCUUUGACUCGUUUGAUAAUGACAAUAAGCACAAUAAUCCAUACAUCAUGGCGAUUGUAAAUGAUGGCACAAAGGCUUUUGAUCACAUAAAUGAUGGCUCUACGCAGCAACUGGCAGGCUGCUUGCGAGACUUCCGAAAUAAACCUUUCGCCACGCGAGCACGAAUAGAGUAUUAUAUGAAUUCAUUAACUGUGUUAUUCCAUAGUGGCAUGACAAACAACGAGCAGGAUUAUGAAAUUUGUUUCCGAGUCGACAACGUUGUGUUACCGAAAAACGGAUACUUUGGAAUUUCCGCCGCUACUGGUGGUCUGGCUGAUGACCAUGACAUCUUAUAUUUUCUUACAACCUCUCUAUAUCCUCCCGGACAGCUACCGGUGGAUGGGAAUAAAAUUUCUUUAGAGGAACAAGCCAAACUACAACAGGAAUACUUAGACUAUCAAAAGAAACUAGAUGAACACAAAGAGGAAUACCGCAAGGAGAAUCCAGAAAUGCAAAAAGUCGAUUUCGAAGAAUACGAAACGGAUAAUCAAAGAGAAUUACGGCAGAUAUUCAACGGGCAGAGUCAGAUGUUUGAUGCUUUGCGUGAACUUCACAGGAAAUUAGAUGAGAUUGUUGGAAGACAAGAGAGAACUUUAAGUUUAAUUUCUCAAGUUGGACAAGGAGGUGUACAAGUUGCGGGGCAGCCUGGUCAGCAACCUGUGCUGAUCGACACCAUACGUCGACAGGAAGUCGAUGCCGUGCUGAGUAAUCAAAACAUCAUAUUGAAUACGGUUAAGGAAAUUAAAUCCUUCACGGGAGAGAUCUAUUCUAAGACUGACUCAAUUCUUAAUAAUCAAGCACACGCUCCAACAGCACAGGUACAGCCAAUGGGAUACGAUUAUCAGGCAUUUAUGACGGAAAUGCGAGACGGGCUUAACACGUUAAAAAAGGAUGUUAAAACCACUGGAAAUACAGAUUGUCCUAAUUGUCUAACGACUAGUAUGUUCUUACUGUUCGUCGCGAUACAGAUGAUAAUAUUAUUGGUGUACAGUCUUUAUCGAGACAAUAAGGAAGCACAGAUGAAGAAACUCUACUAACAUACACAUCGUCCACAUCGGCAAAUUUACGAUGCAUUGUCGUUUGCAUUACGAUUCGAUAUUUUUAUCACUCGUUAUUCGUAUUUGCGAAGUAUGAUGCGUAUCUUUCAACAUUUGUAUAAUAAAACCCCUCAUCCGUUAGAUCAAUGUGAAAUUGUACAUCAUCCGUCGAAUAUUGCCUCACGAGGACACGAAAACAUCUCGCGGCGACGUAACUCGCCAUUUUAAAUAUCUCCAUUUAUAAAUAUUCAAGUCGGAAGUCAUCUCCAUCAUGGUGCAAUGUGUAUUACGCUGUGCAAUCUAUAUUACAGUUGUAUCGCGAGGAAUUAUUAAGUUGAAGGUUACGGAUUAGUUAACCUGGGAGUUAUUAAAGAUGUCACACGAUUUUUGUCUUGUAUCGUUAUAUAUAAUAUAUAGUUUUUUUACUCGUCAGUCGCAUACAUAUUUAUCGUUACACACACGUUUUUGUGAAUUUUUAUUUGUAAUCGUUGUAUUCAUUUAUCAUGGUUACGCGGUUUUCCGUAUAAAUUUUUGUACGAUAUUUUGUAACACGCAUUUAGUACGUGAAUAUAUGAUUACUUUAUUUUUAAGAAUCAUCACUUUUUCGUCGUGCUUGAGGUCAUCGGCAUUCCACUAUGAACUGCGCCAUUUCUCAAAGCAAGGACAGAUAAUUAUCACAUGAUGCGUUUUACCGUUAUGUGAUAAUAGUUUUGAAUGUCUUUACUCAGCUAUUCCAUCAGUGACUAAUGUAGUGAAGAACGUGCGUUUGUGUGUUGCAGUCUACUCCAUCGUGAUCGUGUGCAGUGAGACUGCGUUUUCGAAAUCACGAUGAUACCUCUGAAUAAUGUAUGUACGUGUGUAAAGUGCAUGAGUAGAACUACUAUAGCGUACGGGAACGAAAAUGGAAAGAUCCCCCAAGUUCGUUACUCCCGACAUCAUUGCAUUUGUAAAAGUUUAUUGAAUAUUGUAGCUCUAUGAGAAAAUAUAUCUGACAAAAAAUUCAAAGAGGAUGGAAAGUGAAAAAAAGUUUAGUUAACGUUAACAUUAA
Messenger RNA from Solenopsis invicta (red fire ant), 2602 nucleotides. RefSeq names its product protein ERGIC-53 (gene ergic53). Gene Ontology annotation, molecular function: D-mannose binding. The coding region runs from base 73 to 1554 and encodes 493 amino acids. Lineage: Eukaryota; Metazoa; Arthropoda; Insecta; Hymenoptera; Formicidae. Gene Ontology annotation, biological process: Golgi organization; endoplasmic reticulum organization; endoplasmic reticulum to Golgi vesicle-mediated transport. The transcript is spliced from 10 exons. The record is from RefSeq and is a predicted model, not a curated record. Gene Ontology annotation, cellular component: endoplasmic reticulum membrane; endoplasmic reticulum-Golgi intermediate compartment; Golgi membrane.